GUCUUCUGUGUCGUGGCGAUCCGAACGGGUUCUCAGACUCGGGAGCACAGUACGGAACGGAGACCAACGGCAGCAUGCUGUACAAUACUAAUGCUGCAUAUUCGACAUCUUAUAAGCAGUAACCUGAAGCGAGGUCGACUUGUUGGCAUAAAUUAGUAUGAAUGCUUUUCAGGCGACUCAAGCUGAUGCGUUCUUGAGGUUGGGUUAUCCUUAUGUUGCACUAACAGCGCUGUGGUUAUAUGACUACAUACUGUCCAUACCCGACGCGGUUGAGUUUAUCGUCGAGUCUCGAUGGGGGCUCGGGAUGUUUUUCUAUCUCGCUUGCAGUCACUUGCCCUUUGCCUUCGUGUCACUGAAUAUGCUCAUGGUUUUUCAACCUGAUGCCCCACUCCCUCUUUGUCGCUCUUAUGGUAUCGCCAAUGUCUAUAUAGGGUUUCUAUUGAUGUUCUUCGUUGAGUCUAUUUUCAUACUCAGGGCAUAUGCAGUAUGGGAACGGGAGAGGUGGCACGCCAUAUUCGCAAUCGUCAAUGUCAUUGCCUAUCUAGUACCAACUAUCAUUUGCCUUUGGGAAUUUGACUCGUCAGUCUCUGGGGAAUGCUGGAUUCCUGGCAUUUUUGGAUAUCUAGAUAUGAAGACGAGCUCGACAGUAUAUGCGCUUUACUGCUUGCUCGCUGUUAUUGAGCUACAAAUAUUGUUUCUUCUGUACUAUCGCGCCAUCAAGAGUCAUGGUGGCCGGGAGAUCGACAACCGUCUCAUGCGUGGUCUCAUGCAACACAAUCUGCUGUAUUUCGGCUGCAGCUUUGCUUUUACUCUCAGUGUCGUUCUCACAACAAUCUUUACUCCGUUUCCAUUUGCACACACGGUGGCAAACUAUCAAGUCAUUGUGCAAGCCGUCUUAGUCACGCAAAUGCAUAGGGACUUCUGGAGGUUGAACCGUGCUUCUUGUGGCACCUACACGGAUGUUUCUUUCACGACGUGGAUGGCAGCAGUCCCAGAUAUUAUAUGACAACAAUACUACUUGGAACAUGCCAACCCUUAAAAUUACGUGACCAUUGGGCAGUCUCUUAUACGGGCAAGGCUAAGAAAUGGAUGACGCAAAUUCGCUGGAAGUCAACCCAUCAAUCACAGCAUAUUUAGUUUCUUCUUCUGUUCUCUCCCUGACUAUUUUAUAUAUUUAUCCCGUUCA
This is a messenger RNA of Suillus subaureus, 1186 nucleotides long. RefSeq lists its product as uncharacterized. The record is from RefSeq and is a predicted model, not a curated record. The coding region runs from base 158 to 1006 and encodes 282 amino acids. NCBI's taxonomy places the organism in Eukaryota, Fungi, Basidiomycota, Agaricomycetes, Boletales, Suillaceae. The transcript has 17 exons.